Molecule: messenger RNA, 851 nt
Organism: Suillus fuscotomentosus
Lineage: Eukaryota; Fungi; Basidiomycota; Agaricomycetes; Boletales; Suillaceae
Exons: 11
Coding region: 126-851 (241 amino acids)
Molecular function (GO): glutamine synthetase activity
Source: RefSeq, a predicted model, not a curated record
GACAAUGCGGCUGCUCAUGAUUUAGAAUGCAUCUCUGGUGUGGAGUUUGAGUACUUUAAUUUCAAAGAAACCCCCGAGUCCGUGGCUAAAAGGGCUUCACCCGGCUGCAGCCAUCAACCCCAGGGAUGCAUGGAUAUAGCUUAUUGCGCACUCAAUUGAACCGAGAAUAUUUUUACGCGCUGUUCGAUGAGAGUCUGAAGUUUGGCAUAGAUGUUGAAGGACAUCACACCGAAACGGGUCCAAGUGUCCUCGAGACUGGGCUCGCUUAUACAUCGGCUAUGAGAAUAGCGGACAAUGCUAUCCUGUACAAAUUCUCGGCAAAGAAUGUAGGGCUGAAGCAUGAAGUCCUCCCUAGUUUCAUGGCGAAACCAUGGGGAAAUCGAGUUUGUAUCGAUAUCUCAUUUUACGUCCAAAACUUUUCUGACAUCGGCUCAGACAUGUACAUGUAUCACUCAACGACAGGAGACGGCCGCAACGCGUUCUCACUUUCAGAGGCAGACCGUGAUCAUGGACGAGCUAAUGCAACGUUCGAGGACACAAGAUACCUAAGUCAACUUGGGGAGCACUUUCUGGCAGGUGUAUUGGACGGCAUUCCUGAUGUGAUGCCUAUGGAGCUUGUCCCAACAAUUAAUGGCUAUAAACGUCUCGUUGGUGCUUCCAUUCGCAUCAUCUCGCCACCGUCUUUUCCACCAUCCGCAACGCAUGCGGGGCAUUACCAAACAACUCAAGCUCACAACGCCCCCAUCUCUACUUACCAAAGCUACCCAGCCAGGAAGGAGGUCAUCUCGCCUCCUAGUUCCUUGGAAGAUGUGACCAACGCUAUGAUGAGGCCUGACAGCAUUGUCCUGUGA